CCGAGGAACUGCAUUUCCAGACUGUGAAACGCUUUAAAUAUAAAAUAUAACGUUACCACAUUAAUUUGGGACAGUGAGGCAGACUCUGGUAAAACAUAAUAUAAUAUAACAUGAUAAAUUAAAAUAACACAUCGACAAAAACAUGAGCUCUACUGAGUAUGCGCAAGUGUUGCGCAGAAGACUCGCACGAAGACAAACAAACCACUUCCUCGAAGUUGAUGCUCAUAUGACCAGAGCACAGCAGUGAGAGUGAUGUCUACUCAAACUUUGGCUUUCUUUUGUGUAAUAAUAUGUUUCUCCUGGACAGAGAAGGCGUUCGCUGGUUCAUCUCCAAACAUAAUCAUCAUGCUCAUGGAUGACAUGGGUUGGGGGGACUUGGGGGUGUUUGGCCAGCCCUCUAAGGAGACCCCCAACCUGGAUGCCAUGGCUGCUGAAGGCAUGUUGCUUCCAGACUUCUACACUGCAAACCCGCUCUGUUCCCCAUCCAGAGCUGCACUUCUCACUGGGAGGCUGCCUGUUCGAAAUGGUUUCUACACCACUAAUGCCCACGCCAGAAAUGCAUACACACCACAGGAGAUAGUUGGAGGAAUCUCCAAGGAUGAGAUCUUGUUACCGCAGAUGCUGAAGAGAAAAGGCUAUAUCAGCAAGAUAGUUGGCAAGUGGCAUCUUGGCCACCGACCACAGUACCUUCCUCUGGAGAAUGGCUUUGAUGAAUGGUUCGGUGCCCCAAACUGCCACUUUGGUCCCUACAACAGCAGCAUCAGACCCAACAUCCCUGUCUACAAUAACUCUGAGAUGGUUGGCAGAUACUAUGAGGAAUUUCAGAUUGACAGGAAGACUGGAGAGUCCAACCUCACACAGAUCUACUUGCAGGAAGGCCUCAACUUCAUACUCCGGCAGACUAAGGCCCAAAAGCCGUUCUUCCUAUACUGGGCAGCUGAUGCCACUCAUGCCCCUGUCUACGCCUCCAAGCACUUCCUAGGAAAGAGCCAGCGAGGCCGGUAUGGAGAUGCAGUGAUGGAGCUGGACUACAGCAUUGGUCAGAUCUUGUCACAUCUUCGGACUCUGGGCAUCGAAAAUAAUACCUUUGUCUUCUUCACUUCAGACAAUGGAGCUGCUCUUACGUCUGGCCCAAAUGAGAGUGGUAGUAAUGGGCCAUUCCUUUGCGGAAAGGAGACCACCUAUGAAGGGGGCAUGAGGGAGCCAGCAAUUGCCUGGUGGCCUGGUCACAUCAAAGAAGGCACGGUGAAUUUCCAACUAGCCAAUGUGAUGGACCUAUUCACCACCAGUCUGGCUCUGGCUGGCGUUAGCCCUCCUGAUGACCGAACCCUGGAUGGACUAGACUUGACGCAUGUCCUGCUUAACCACUCACAGACACUGGAAAGCAGACCAAUCUUUUAUUACCGUGGGAAUGAGCUGAUGGCUGUGAGGCUUGGACAGUACAAGGCGCACUACUGGACCUGGAGCAACUCAUGGGAUGAGUUAAAACAGGGUAUCAACUUCUGUCCAGGUCAAGAAGUCCCAGGUGUGACUACUCACGAUCAGAAGGAGCACACACUGCAGCCACUCAUUUUCCACCUGGGGCGGGAUCCUGGGGAAAAGUUCCCUAUCAGUGUUUUGACGAAGGAGUACCGUGAUGUUCUGCGCAGGAUCUCGCCAGUUGUGGAGCUGCACAAAAAGACUCUGCUGCCUGGCAUCCCCCAGCUCAACAUGUGUGAUAUAGCUGUGAUGAAUUGGGCCCCUGCAGGCUGCGAGAAGUUAGGAAAGUGUCUCAAAGUGCCAAAAUCUGCUCCCUGGAAGUGUGACUGGCCUCACUAAGAGCAAAACUGCUGAGCCAGACAUGAAGAUGAGGAAGCAAAACCUAAAGAUGUGCCUUGCAACAGACCUACAAAUGCCUUAUUUAAAAGAAAAUGUUUUAAAUUAUGUGUAAAAUGAUUUAUGUACAAUGUUGAAGAGAUUGCUGUGGAAUACAAUCAAGGGAAUUACAGUAUGUUUGUAUGCUAAAAUUACACUGAUUGCACUACAUUGCAAAUUUUAAAUUCUACUUUGUUAUAAACUGUGAUUUUGAUGAGCUGUGAUCUGGAAACACACACUGCAUCAAGUUAUAGUUAGUGGUUUAAGUCAUGAAACAUUUAAGUGAUGUUGAGCAGGCAAUGAAAUGUUUACUUUUCAUCAGACGGUAUAUAUUAUACAGAUUGAUUUUUGGAUUCACUCUGAUUAAUUGGAUAAAUUCUGUAU
Messenger RNA from Scomber japonicus (chub mackerel), 2238 nucleotides. RefSeq names its product galactosamine (N-acetyl)-6-sulfatase (gene galns). The transcript is spliced from 14 exons. The coding region runs from base 253 to 1818 and encodes 521 amino acids. Lineage: Eukaryota; Metazoa; Chordata; Actinopteri; Scombriformes; Scombridae. The record is from RefSeq and is a predicted model, not a curated record. Gene Ontology annotation, molecular function: N-acetylgalactosamine-6-sulfatase activity; arylsulfatase activity.